Messenger RNA from Dichotomopilus funicola, 1761 nucleotides. RefSeq names its product peptidase M16 inactive domain-containing protein. The record is from RefSeq and is a predicted model, not a curated record. Gene Ontology annotation, cellular component: mitochondrion. The coding region runs from base 1 to 1761 and encodes 586 amino acids. The transcript is spliced from 2 exons. Gene Ontology annotation, molecular function: metal ion binding. Lineage: Eukaryota; Fungi; Ascomycota; Sordariomycetes; Sordariales; Chaetomiaceae.
AUGCUCCGAUCCUGCCGGUCAACACGGCUGCUGUCCCGAACCCGUCAGCCAUGGACCAGCACUUUUAGGGCUGGAUGCCCGCCUGUGCAGGCGAGGACAUUUGCGACGUCUGUCAGCCCAGGGAUCCGGAUCAAGGCCCCCGCUAAGGAGCCGACAGAGCGCGACAAGAUCACCACGCUAUCUAAUGGCAUCCGCGUGGCCUCGGAAGAUCUCCCCGAUGCCUUCUCCGGAGUUGGCGUCUACAUCGAUGCCGGAUCGCGGUAUGAGAACGAUUCGGUACGUGGUGCGAGCCACAUCAUGGACCGGUUAGCAUACAAGUCGACUCUCUCGCGGACCGCCGAUGAGAUGCUCGAAAGUGUUGAGAAGCUGGGCGGGAACAUCCAAUGCGCCUCAUCCCGGGAGUCGAUGAUGUAUCAGGCUGCUACCUUCAACUCGGCCAUCCCUACGACUGUCGGACUACUGGCCGACACGAUCCGCAACCCCGAGCUUAGCGAGCAAGAGAUUGAGCAGCAGCUCGAGACGGCCGAGUACGAAGUGGGUGAAAUAUGGUCCAAGCCAGAACUCAUCCUCCCUGAGUUAAUACAUACCGCCGCUUUCAAAGACAACACACUCGGGCACCCCCUGUUGUGUCCACAGAACCGAUUGGGUGAGAUCAAUAAGGAGGUUAUCCAGGCUUACCGGGACGCUUUCUACCGACCGGAGCGCAUGGUCGUGGCAUUUGCCGGUGUGCCCCACGAAGAAGCUGUCAAGCUGGCCGAGAAACACUUUGGAGAUAUGAAGGCACCGCAGCCGGCUCUCACGAGGACGGGGUCAGAAACCUCGCUCGACUCCGCGAGCUCCGAAUCCACCGAUGCUUCGAGCGUUUCCAGCGAUUCCUCCUCCUCAGCAACAUCCGAAUCAUCACCACCAGCACCAUCCGGCAUUCUAUCUAAAAUUCCGUUCCUCAAGAGCUUCGCCAACUCGGCUAGCUCUCGUUCCUCCGGACCGAUCAUUCCCAUCUCAGCCGAAGAUUUGACACGCCCCGCUCACUACACCGGCGGCUUCCUCUCCCUUCCACCACAAUCGCCUCCACUCAACCCCAACAUCCCGACCUUUACCCACAUUCAACUCGCCUUCGAGGGCCUGCCCAUAUCGUCCGGUGAUAUUUACGCCCUAGCUACUCUACAAAUCCUCCUCGGCGGCGGCGGGUCCUUCUCAGCCGGCGGGCCAGGCAAGGGAAUGUACUCGCGGCUGUAUACCAACGUGCUCAACCAGCACGGCUGGGUCGAAUCCUGCGUGGCCUUCAACCACUCCUACACCGACUCGGGCCUCUUCGGCAUCGCCGCAUCGUGUUACCCAGGACGUACGGCGCCCAUGCUUCAGGUCAUGUGCCGCGAGCUGCAAGCUCUCACCAGUACGACGGGCUACGGAGCCCUCAACGCUGUGGAGGUUGCGCGCGCUAAGAACCAGCUGCGCAGCAGUCUUUUAAUGAACCUCGAGAGCCGCAUGGUCGAGCUCGAAGACCUCGGCCGCCAGAUUCAGGUGCACGGCCGCAAGAUCCCGGUCAAGGAGAUGACGCGCCGCAUUAACGAGCUCACCAUUGCCGACUUGCGCCGUGUCGCGAGGAUGGUGGUGGGCGGGUUGGUGAACAACCCUGGGGCUGGAAGUGGGGCGCCGACGGUGGUGCUGCAUGAAGCGAUGGCGCAUGGGGUCAAGACUUCGCAGGUGUCGUGGGAGCAGAUUCAGGAUAUUGUGUCCCAGUGGGAAUUAGGGAAGCAAUAG